Messenger RNA from Fusarium poae, 729 nucleotides. RefSeq names its product enolase-phosphatase E1 (gene UTR4). Gene Ontology annotation, molecular function: acireductone synthase activity; magnesium ion binding. The record is from RefSeq and is a predicted model, not a curated record. Bases 1 to 729 code for a protein of 242 amino acids. The transcript is spliced from 3 exons. Lineage: Eukaryota; Fungi; Ascomycota; Sordariomycetes; Hypocreales; Nectriaceae.
AUGACGCUUAACCUCAACGACUUUGAUGUCCUGGUCUUUGAUAUUGAAGGAACCGUUUGUCCCAUCUCCUUUGUCAAGGAUGUCUUAUUCCCGUAUGCACUCGAAGCACUUCCCAAAGUCUUGGAACAAGAGUGGGACAGUCCAGAGUUUGCAAAGUACCGUGAUGCUUUCCCUGAGGAGUACCGCAACUCGCCUUCUGACUUUGAAGCUCACGUCCGCGAUCUCGUGAAGCGCGAUGUCAAGAUAGCGUACCUCAAGUCGCUUCAGGGAUACCUCUGGCUUCAGGGAUACGAGUCUGGCAACAUCGUCGCUCCCCUCUUCCCGGAUGUUGAGAUUUUCUUCAACGAAGCCAUCCAAAACGGAAAGAAGAUCAUCAUCUACUCCUCCGGCUCGGUCCCUGCGCAGAAGCUGCUCUUUUCGCACACGAAUUCUGAGAAGUCAGAUAUGACACCUCUUAUCGCCGAUUAUUUCGACACCACCAAUGCGGGGCCCAAGACCGAAGUCGACAGCUACAGCAAGAUCAUCUCUCAUCACCCAGAGCACAAGCACCUUGAUAGAUGGCUCUUCCUAAGCGAUAACAUCGACGAAGUCAAGGCUGCUGUUGGAGCGGGUAUGCGCAGCGUGCCCGUUGUUCGUCCUGGAAACGCGCCCUUGCCGCCAAAUGAACUUCUAUCCAAAGUCGCAAUUACCGAGUUCAAGCACUCAGAAACUGCUUCAUUGGGAGUAUGA